This is a messenger RNA of Gambusia affinis (western mosquitofish), 6472 nucleotides long. It is a transcript of the gene arhgap44a, whose product is annotated as Rho GTPase activating protein 44a. The transcript is spliced from 23 exons. Gene Ontology annotation, biological process: regulation of dendritic spine morphogenesis; positive regulation of GTPase activity; regulation of actin cytoskeleton organization. Gene Ontology annotation, cellular component: intracellular anatomical structure; postsynaptic density; cytoplasm. The coding region runs from base 268 to 3069 and encodes 933 amino acids. Gene Ontology annotation, molecular function: protein binding; GTPase activator activity. Lineage: Eukaryota; Metazoa; Chordata; Actinopteri; Cyprinodontiformes; Poeciliidae. The record is from RefSeq and is a predicted model, not a curated record.
CUGUGCGUGUGUGCCCACCGUGAAUUGCUCCAGCAUCCCUGCGCAGGCAGCAGGGAAAAUAUUGAUGUGUCGGGGGGAAAUAUAUAAAUAUAUAAUCAAAAAAGAUGUAACCGUGGCGUCCGAUUUCGCGGUCGGCUGUUUGCAAUGACGGACGGAGGAUAUGGGAGAGAGGAUUUUGUGCUGCGCCUCUUUGGAGGACGGACCGACGCGCUGAGAGAAAUAAUGCGGAAUAUUUCCUCACAUAGGUGUUAACGCAGAAAAUACAAGAUGAAGAAGCAGUUCAAUCGAAUGCGACAGCUCGCCAACCAAACGGUGGGAAGGGCAGAAAAAACAGAGGUGCUGAGUGACGAUCUUCUACAGGUGGAGAAGCGUCUGGAUCUGGUCAAGCAGGUGACACAUAGCACUCACAAGAAACUGACCGCCUGCCUGCAGGGUCAGCAGGGCACUGACACCGAGAAGAGAUCUGUUAAGUCACCUUCUAAAAAGCUUCCGCUCACAAUCUUGGCACAGUGCAUGGAGGAGGGAGCAGCGGUGUUGGGGGAUGACUCUCUCUUGGGAAAGAUGCUGAAGUUGUGUGGGGACACAGAAGACAAGCUGGCCCAAGAGCUGCUGCAGUUUGAGCUCGAAAUAGAAAGAGAUGUGGUGGAGCCUCUUUAUGUGCUUGCAGAGGUGGAUAUUCCCAACAUCCAGAAACAGAGAAAGCACUUAGCUAAACUUGUUUUGGACAUGGACUCAGCGCGAACAAGAUAUCAGCAGUCAUCUAAGUCAUCCAGCCAUCCAAGCACAAUGCAGCCCGGCGCCAAGUCCGAGUCCCUCAGAGAGGAGAUGGAGGAAACAGCCAAUAGGAUGGAGAUUUGUAGAGAUCAGCUGUCGGCAGAUAUGUACAAUUUUGUGGCCAAAGAAAUAGACUAUGCAAACUACUUCCAGACACUAAUAGAAACACAGGCAGAGUAUCACAGGAAGUCAUUAGAAAUUCUUCACAGUGUCCUGCCCCAGAUUAAAGCUCACCAAGAGGCGUGGGUGGAGAAGCCAUCAUUUGGCAAGUCUCUGGAGGAGCACCUGAAUAUUAGUGGGAGGGAGAUUGCAUUUCCCAUUGAGGCCUGUGUCACCAUGUUGUUAGAAUGUGGCAUGCAAGAGGAGGGCCUCUUCAGAGUGGCGCCAUCUGCCUCCAAGCUGAAGAAGCUGAAAGCUUCGCUGGACUGUGGAGUUCUUGACGUCCAGGAGUAUUCCUCUGAUCCGCACGCCAUCGCAGGGGCCCUGAAAUCAUACCUCCGUGAACUCCCUGAGCCACUAAUGACCACUGAACUUUAUGAUGAAUGGAUUCAGGCCUCCAACAUUCAAGAUAUGGACAAGAGACUGCAAGCCUUAAUGGCAGUAUGUGAAAAACUCCCCACAGACAACCUAAACAAUUUCAGAUAUCUUAUAAAAUUUUUAGCCAAGCUGAGUGAAUACCAGGACUCGAACAAAAUGACUCCUGGUAACAUGGCCAUUGUCCUCGGACCCAACUUGCUGUGGACUCAAACAGAACCGAACAUGACGGAGAUGAUGACCACUGUUUCUCUGCAGAUUGUUGGCAUCAUUGAGCCGAUUAUUCAGCAUGCUGAUUGGUUCUUCCCUGGAGAGAUCGAGUUCAAUCUGACAGGCUGCUAUGGGAGCCCGAUUCACACCAACCACAACUCCAACUACAGCUCCAUGCCCUCACCGGACAUGGAGCAGUCGGAACGCAAGCAGCAGCAGCACGACCAGAGCCGACGCCCACUGAGUGUUGCCACUGACAACAUGAUGCUGGAGUUUUACAAGAAAGACGGCAUUAGGAAGAUACAAAGUAUGGGCGUCAGAGUGAUGGAUACCUCCUGGGUGUCUCGCAAGGGUUCUUCCACGCUGACGCGCAAGACUUCUUCCACCCCUCCUGGCAUGCAAGGACCCGGCUCCCCCGCUGACACGCUCAUCCCCGAGCAACCCGGCGAGCUCGCCACCUCUCCCUCUGCCACGCCGCCGCUUGGAGAAAGGGUUUGCUCAGAGAACGUGUCGCUCAAUCGGCCAGACACCUCUUUUGCCCACCCAACCCCUGGGGAGGACCGGCCACCCCCUCCUUACCCUUCCUCCUCGUGCCACUCCAUCCCCCACCACUUUUAUCCCAAACCCCCACCUUGCGCUCGUCCUGUGGCACCAGGUCCCGAGUCCCAGCCCCCUGGCUCACCACCACCCCCAGUGCGCUGGUCUGGCUUCACUCCUCCCGCCCCGCCCCCUUCCUCCUCUUCUUCUUCCUCCUCCUCAUCACUCGACAUCAAUUCAAACCCCAAACCUAGCUGUCUGCACUUCCCCAAGCACAGUCCGCCAGGUGACUUGUCACAAGCCCCUCCGCUCGACACUAACGCUUCUCCACUCUAUGUCAAAACUCCCUUGCUACUAACCCGCCAUGACCAGGGUCACAGCAACCCCCCUAGCCUCCCUUCGUCCGCUCCCCCACCCCCGCCGUGGGCUGCCUGUCCAUGUGCCCGAGAGAGAGGACCCCCCAGGCUGACUAGUUCGCUAAAGAGUAAAGAGCUUUCCCCUGUGAUUGGGCACAAAGGCAUCCAGGUGGCAAGUCCAACAGUGCCCCCCAGCUGCAGCCCUCAGAGCAGCAGCCAGUCCCCCCACUCAACUGAGCACAGCCCUCACGCCCUGCGCAAAGGUUCCAAGAAGUUGGCCCCUGUGCCUCCCAAGGUCCCUUACGCCCAGACUGGAGGGAUGUCUGACCAGUCCACAGGUCAGCCAUCACCUGUAAGCCUGUCCCCUACACCUCCCAGCACCCCUUCCCCGUACGGACUGACCUGUCCUCCAGGGCAAGUACCGCCGUCCUCCCCUGGGCAGACUCCACUCGGGCCAACCCACUCGCUAUCAUCUCCGCCCUCCCUCUCUGGGACACUCACCAAGUCGCGGCCUGCCCCUAAACCUAGGCAGAGACCGAGCCUGCCCCCUCCUCAGCCACCCCCAGCGCCCCCGCCCCUGGCUCCAGUCCCUCAGCCUCUGGAGCAGGGCCUCCUGGAUGGACUGUCUCCUGGAGAGAGCAUGUCUACAGCUGUGUGAGGCCAGGGAUUCAGUGUGGGCUAAGUGUGAGGGGGACUUUUAGGCCUCAUCGAUGAGUUCAGCGGUGCCCCCUGCAGGAGGUCCCUGGCAGUGACAGACUCUCCAGAGGGGGACGCUGUGCCUGAGGAGGAGCCCCAGAGCACCAUUCUAUGACCUAUAACCCUGACGCAUCAUUUACCAGCGUCCCACUGGCUGUAUAUGCUUUGAACUGUCAACACCAAGGCCUGAUGGAAACACUGACUGGCCUCACCUAAAUGCCCACCUGAAACCAGAACAUGACCCUUUCCUCACAUCUGCUACAGGCUGCAAAGAAACUCAUCUUUCCCAGCUGCUUAUUUUACGUUUAUGUGACUACAAACAAAAUAAACAAACAAAAAAAAACACCAAAAUGCCAUAGUGGAUGAACUGUUGCCUUUAAAGAGAAAAGACUGGGAAAUAGAUAAGUAUUACAUCAAAAUAUAUUUUUUUCACUGAUUUAUUUUUUGCUUAUUUGCUUUACUUUGUAAUUUUGUUUUACGGUGCAAUGCUCUACGUUUCUCGAUCUUUUUGUAGUUAUUUUGUUUUGCCUUAUAAGAACAUGCAAUCAAAUUACAAUAUGACGUUCACAGGUUGUGCAAAUGAGUUGCUUUUGGGAGACUGGCAUGGUUUGGAGCAAAUCUCAUCCUCAGGUUGAAACACAGACAGAGUGGGAGCAGGGCUCACAGGGUAUUCUACUUUGCACACAUCAGAAACACACUGGGCCCUUUAAGGCAGGCUUUGCAUGCAGGAUGGAACAUUUAAGUCAGUUUUAAUAACGUCCCUUCAUUUUUACUCCACCUGAAAAAAUAGGUGUUUACACAUGUACAGGUAAAACUCACCUAAACUCACUCUACAUUGUACCAGCACAUAAUCAGAAGAAUGUUAUUGUAAUUUAAGCUUUUUCUACUUGCACCCGUUGUUCCGGUUGGAAGAAGCACCAUGUUUUUUUUGCAUGACAAACCGAUGUGAUUGAUCUGCUUCAGAUUCAGGGCUUCUGAGUGAUUUAGUUUUUUUUUUUCCUAAGUGUUAAUCUUAAAAUUUUGUUUCCCCCUGAGAGUAAAUCCUGACUCUCACGCCUGUUAGGAUGCUGCAGCUUGAUGAUGACGGAUGAAGGACUACACUGCCUUUAUGUUUGUGUGAUUCUCUCUCUUAACUUUGUUUCAAGUGCUUCAGGUUCAGUGACCUUUGACCCCUGAGUGUAAAUACAAAGACUGUACAUAGGUUUAUGUAUAUAAAAUUGAGAGGAAAAUUAUAUGUAAAAUGCAUAUCUGGAACAUAUAAUAAUAUUAAUAUAUGUGCUGAUAUUUAUCGUGUAGAAAAUGACAUGAUUAAAAUUUUGAUGUUAUAUUUUGUCCCUGCACACAAUGAACAGGUGUACUGUAGAUUCAUGUUUGGUUUUUUUCUUCACUUUUACGCCGUUUUACUAUGGUGCUGCAGCAGACAUGCAGAAUGUUCACUCUGCAGCAACUCAUCUGAGAUCUUCCAUCCUGUUCUAGCUCUUAACGAUCGACUCCAUCUAAAAAAAAAUCUAUCUUCAUUAAAAAACAUUACUCUCGAAAUACCCUAAUUAUUUUUUAAUUUUAAACCAAGACUAUUAUAAAGUGCCUUCCAGAAGUAUUACUACAUCUUGAACUUUUUCACUGCAGCAAACUUCACUAUGUUCUGUUGACCAAAACAUGGGAAUGCAUAACAAUGAAGGGGAAGAUGCAGAGACAUAAUUUGGGGGAUUUAUACGCCUGUUUUGUUUUUGUUUUUUUUAGAUUAGCUCAAUAUUAGGCAGAUUGGAUAGAGAGUCUGUUAACCUCAGUUUCCAAGUCUUACCAGUAUUUCUUAAGUCUAGAUCUUACUAAUACAUGAAUAUGUUUUUAUGUAAACCAUUCCGCUCUUUGUUUAGGGUUGGUAUACCACUGAAAGGGGAACGUUCACUCCAGUCACCAAUCUUUUGUAGCCUCUCACAGUUUUUAGCACCAUUCAUGUGCUCGUUAUCUCUGACCAGAUUCUCUACCCUGUUGAUAGAAAAGCAACCCCCACAGCAUGAUGCUGUUUAAACCAUAUUUUAUAGUGGGGUCUUAAUUUCCUGUCACACGUAGCAUUUUACAUGGAGGGAUUUAAUGAACUCUGACCUGAGAUUCUUCUUUCAUACCUUGCGUUUCCUUGUGUUUUGUGGUACAGUUCAGAAAAAAACAGUUUGACAAUCAUGCUGCUCUCCUAUGCCAGAUGUGAGGAAUGCAUCAUUCCUGUGAAUAAAUACUUUCACUUGAGCUGUGGAUCUCUGUUGCUCCUCCAGAGCUCCCAUGGGCCUCUAACCUGCUUCUCAAUGCUCUCCUUGGCUGCCUUGUCAUUUUUAGCGGAGGGCUAUAUAUUGUUAGAUUUGCAUUUGUGCCAUGUAAUAUUCUAAUGUCGUUCGUUUAGAAUAGCUGAACAACUUUAUCCCUGACAUUUCUUUCUGUUCCUUGAUCUUCAGGCGGCUGUUUUGUCAUUAAUGUUCUAUAACAAACCUUUGAGGCCUUCACGGAACAGCAGAUAGAUUUAUACUGAGAUUACAUCACUCACAGGAGGUCUCUUUUUUUGCAAAUAAAGUGACUUUGGAAGGCUGUUUGGUGCACUGGCUUUCACUUAGGUUAGAACUAGAGAAAUAUGAAAAAGGUUCCAAGGGUAUUAAUGCUACUGCAAGGCACUGGAGAAUUUUUAAAUUUAGCAGAUGGGAGAUGCAGCAGAAUCACUUUUCUAUGUAAUACUAACCAUCAUGGAGCAGUGAUGGUGUUAAUUAAAGCACAUUUACAGCGGUUACUGGUCCACCUUAGUCCAAAAAAAGCGCUCAAAAUUGCCUUUUUCCAAAUCUACUUUAAAGAAACCAUUGCACUCAUAGUAAAGCAUUUUUAAGGUGAAUCCAAAAACUAAGUUUAGUUUACUUACUCCCAAUAUGGGAUCUAUGGUAUGCCUCAGUGUGUGUGUGUUCUCAAUGGACUGACUAUCUCUAUAAAGAUUUUGGUGAUGUUGAUUAUCUUGAUAGUUGUGGUAACUUUAUGACAAUAAUUGCAAGUGCCCUCACUCUUUGUUACUUUUGAACAACAGGAAUAAUCAAUGUGUGUUAGAAGUUUUUAUUUUGUGUGCCGGAUCCAUAUGUUCAUGCACAGAGGCAAAAUUAUCUCUGAAUGUGACUGGUGCAGAUUUUUUAGUGGUAGACUGCUCUACAGGUUAAAUGAGUGUCAGGAUGGGAUGAAGCUAGUUCAGGACUGUUGGCAUGUGUUGUUAACAGAACAUGGCAGUAUUACUUCUAAUGCUUUUAGGCAUCACAACUGGAACUUACAGCCAAGCUGCAAGCAUGCACUCAAUUCAUUAUAGGUGUGAUAAUUAAGCUACAAACAAAACAAAACAACAACAA